Arachis duranensis is the source of this 675-nucleotide messenger RNA. RefSeq lists its product as uncharacterized. The record is from RefSeq and is a predicted model, not a curated record. The transcript has 2 exons. Bases 121 to 471 code for a protein of 116 amino acids. Lineage: Eukaryota; Viridiplantae; Streptophyta; Magnoliopsida; Fabales; Fabaceae.
UGGACAAUGACACUAGUAUGGGUGUCGUUCAAUUUGAGCUAAAAUCAAGACCAAAACGAAAGAGAGGGCAGCUAGUGAUUAAAGAAAAGGCGACAUAAGUUAUCGAUUUGAAGGACGAGGAUGAUGUUAAUUUGCAAUUGGUGGAGUCGACCUAUGAAUCGCAGAAAAGGCUGUAUGAAUACCUUAAAGAUGUUUAUGCGAAGUCUCUUUGGUCUAAUUUAUUUCCUUUUUUGGUCCUUGCUGACCAAUUCGGCCAAUUUUCCCGAUGAUAUUAAAAUGAUUAACGAAAUUGGCCAUAUAGGGGCUAGCCAUUUUCUGCAGGUUAUUAGUACUCGCCUUGUGUCAAUUGGACAUACACAGGAGGUGUCUUUUGAAAAGGAGAAGAAGGAUGCUGCAACCAUUGAGAAGCUGACAAAGUUUGUGAAUGAAAAAGAACAGAAGGUGAUUGAACUUUCUUCUUCUCUGAAGUAGAACUCGGAGCUUGUUGGUGUAAAGAGUCACCAGUUGUCCACAGAGGAAGAAUUGAAAAAAUUGAAAGUCGAGAAUCAACAGUUAGGUGACCAGGUAAAAGAGUCAGAGACUGAGGUAUAUAAGGCCUUUGCCCAGGGAUUUGACCGAGCAGUUUCUCAGGUUAGAGUUGUAUUCCCAAAAAUGGAUGUUGAGAAGUUGGAUGCG